Mastomys coucha (southern multimammate mouse) is the source of this 1705-nucleotide messenger RNA. RefSeq names its product O-sialoglycoprotein endopeptidase like 1 (gene Osgepl1). The record is from RefSeq and is a predicted model, not a curated record. Lineage: Eukaryota; Metazoa; Chordata; Mammalia; Rodentia; Muridae. Gene Ontology annotation, biological process: tRNA threonylcarbamoyladenosine modification. The transcript is spliced from 9 exons. Gene Ontology annotation, cellular component: mitochondrion. The coding region runs from base 225 to 1469 and encodes 414 amino acids.
UCAGGCGUCUGCUGUUUCCUACGGAGGUGAAUGGAGAUUGCUCGCGCGAGUCUUUCCCGUCCAGGGCUUUUGCUCACCACCAACAGAGACUCCUUCGCUUCCCAGCCAAUAGAUUCCAGCUGUGUUGUUCAAAUUCUUCUGGAGAGGCUGUGGGAGCUCACGACUGAAGUCUGCGCGUAGUUUACUCCCAUCCCAGUCACUGCAGGAUUUGUAGAGUAGCAAAUAUGCUAAUGUUAAGUAAGACAGCAGGAGCUAUUCCCAAACCACCAAAGAGUAGAGUUUAUGGAUUUUUAAGAAGAUUUAAUCUUCAUCCCAGAACACUCUUUUGUCAUAAACUGGUCCUGGGGAUUGAAACCAGCUGCGAUGACACAGCAGCCGCUGUGGUGGAUGAAACUGGAAAUGUGCUGGGAGAAGCACUGCACUCCCAAACUGAAGUUCAUCUGAAAACAGGUGGGAUCGUUCCUCCAGUAGCUCAACAACUUCACAGAGAAAAUAUUCAGCGCAUAGUAGAAGAAACUCUCUCUGCCAGUAGAAUCUCUCCAAGGGACCUCUCAGCAAUUGCAACUACCAUCAAACCAGGACUGGCUCUAAGCCUGGGAGUUGGCUUGUCCUUUAGCUUGCAGCUAGUGAAUCAGUUUAAAAAGCCGUUCAUCCCAGUUCAUCACAUGGAGGCUCACGCACUGACUAUUAGGCUCACCAAUAAAGUAGAAUUUCCUUUUUUAGUUCUUUUGAUUUCUGGAGGUCACUGCCUGUUGGCAUUAGUGAGAGGUGUUUCAGAUUUCCUGCUCCUUGGGAAGUCACUGGACAUAGCACCAGGCGACAUGCUGGACAAGGUGGCAAGAAGACUUUCUUUACUCAAACAUCCAGAAUGUUCUACAAUGAGUGGUGGGAAAGCAAUAGAACAUUUGGCCAAAGAAGGAAAUAGAUUCCAUUUUCCUAUCAAUCCGCCCAUGCAGAAAGCUAAGAAUUGCGAUUUUUCUUUUACGGGACUUCAACAUGUUACCGAUAAGCUAAUAACACACAAGGAAAAAGAAGAAGGCAUUGAGAAGGGGCAGAUCCUGUCAUCAGCUGCGGACAUUGCUGCUGCGGUACAACAUGCAACAGCGUGCCACCUUGCAAAAAGAACACAUCGUGCUAUUCUGUUUUGCAAGCAGAAAAAUUUGUUAUCUCCAGCUAAUGCAGUAUUAGUUGUAUCUGGAGGUGUUGCAAGUAACUUGUACAUCCGAAAAGCACUGGAAAUUGUAGCAGAUGCAGCACAGUGCACUCUGUUGUGUCCCCCUCCAAGACUGUGCACUGACAAUGGCAUCAUGAUUGCAUGGAAUGGAAUUGAAAGAUUACGUGCUGGCUUGGGCAUUUUACAUGAUGUAGAAGACAUCCGAUAUGAACCAAAAUGUCCUCUUGGAGUAGACAUAUCCAGAGAAGUUGCAGAAGCUGCCAUAAAAGUACCGCGAUUAAAAAUGGCACUUUGAUUUGUGAUUUUAAAGCUCUCUACAGAGGAUCCCAGCACCCACAUGGCAGCUUACAACUGUCCAUAACUCCAGUUCCAGGCAAUAACUGAUAUGCAGUUCAAUUCCAUAUGAAACUCUGGGAGGAAAUUCUAUUCAGUAUUAACAUAAAUAACUUCCAUUCGAACAACACAGAUUCCCUCCCCUGAAGAUGCUGUGUAUUUUACCAUAAUAAACAAUAUCUGCUUUGAGAAAAACAA